Molecule: messenger RNA, 1149 nt
Organism: Micromonas commoda
Lineage: Eukaryota; Viridiplantae; Chlorophyta; Mamiellophyceae; Mamiellales; Mamiellaceae
Exons: 2
Coding region: 1-1149 (382 amino acids)
Molecular function (GO): monoacylglycerol lipase activity; short-chain carboxylesterase activity
Source: RefSeq, a predicted model, not a curated record
AUGGACGCGUGCCCGCACUUCUACGAGCCGUACGACGCCGUGGACGUUCUCAGGAACAGGCACGCGUGCACCAUCGUCGCGUCGCUGCUCCGCGAGAACCUCCCCAUCGAGUACCAGCGGGAGGUGCUUCGGAUGCCCGACGGCGGGCAUGUCACCCUGGACUGGCCAAUCGCCCACUGGCGAACGAUACCCGACAACGCCCCGGUGCUCAUCCUCAUGAGCGGCAUAGCCGGCGGGUCGCACGACAAGUACCUCAAGCACUUCAUGCGCAGGGCGGCGAGGUGCGGGUACAGGUGCGUGGCGUUCAACUGCAGGGGCACCGCGAAUUCGCCCCUCACCACCCCCCAGUUUUAUUCCGCGUCGUUCACCGGCGACGUUCGCGCCGUCGUCGACGAGAUUCACGGUCGAUGGCCCGAAGCGAAACUCUUCGCCGUGGGGUGGUCACUGGGCGCCAACAUCCUGACCAACUUUCUGGGCGAAGAGGGCGAGAACGCGAAACUCGCGGGCGCGGUGGCCAUGUGCAACCCCUUCGAUUUGAACGCGUGCGACGCCGCGCUUCAAAACGGGUUCUUCGGCACCGUGUAUUCUCGCGCGAUGGCCAAGAACAUGCGCGCGCUGUUUGCGCCCCACGAGCACCUGUUCCAGGGCUUGCCAAACUACGACAACGUUUUGGUGGCGAACGCCAAGACGGUGAGGGACUUUGACGAGGCGGUGACGCGUGUGACGUUCGGCUUCGAUUCCGUCGACGCGUAUUACGACGCGUCCAGCUCGAGGCUAUCCAUCGGCAACGUCGGCGUGCCUCUUCUCGUGGUUCAGGCGAAGGACGACCCCAUCGCCGUUGCGGACGCGGUACCCCGGGACGUUAUCAAAGAAAAGACGACGCCCGGGCUGGUCGUGCUCGUGGAGACGGAGAGCGGCGGGCACCUCGGGUGGACAGCGGGAUCGGAGGCGCCGUUCGGGUCUCCGUGGCCGGAUGCGGGCGCGAUGCAAUUCUUCGAGGCGUGCAGACGCGGGGUCGGCGCGACUGACAUCGGAAACCAAUCGGACGGUCAAUCGGCGGGGUCUGUCGACGAGGCGGACGGGAAUGCCGACGUGGAGCGUAGGGCCGAGGUGGAGGCGGACGUGGCGGUGGAGGCGCCCGCGCGGUGA